This is a messenger RNA of Phaethon lepturus (White-tailed tropicbird), 1086 nucleotides long. RefSeq names its product lysophosphatidic acid receptor 2 (gene LPAR2). Gene Ontology annotation, cellular component: membrane. Gene Ontology annotation, molecular function: lysophosphatidic acid receptor activity. The record is from RefSeq and is a predicted model, not a curated record. Gene Ontology annotation, biological process: G protein-coupled receptor signaling pathway. The transcript is spliced from 3 exons. NCBI's taxonomy places the organism in Eukaryota, Metazoa, Chordata, Aves, Phaethontiformes, Phaethontidae. Bases 1 to 1086 code for a protein of 361 amino acids.
AUGCUAAAUGUCAGGUCUGGAUGCCGUGGCUGUGCUUUCAGGACAGCAGCAAUGAAGCACUGUUUUUACAAUGAGACUGUGGGGUUCUUCUACAACAACAGCCGCAAAGAACUGACCACGUACUGGAGGACGAAGGAUGUCCUAGUGGUUGCCUUGGGCCUGACAGUGAGCGUCAUUGUGCUCCUGACCAACCUGCUGGUCAUCACCGCUAUCAUCAUCAACCGGCGUUUCCACUACCCCAUCUACUACCUGUUGGGGAACUUGGCGGCUGCUGAUCUGUUUGCUGGCAUCGCGUACAUGUUUCUCAUGUUCCACACGGGGCCCAGGACAGCAGAGCUCUCCUUGAAGACCUGGUUCAUCCGCCAGAGCCUGCUGGACACCAGCUUGACAGCCUCUGUGGUGAACCUGCUGGCAAUUGCUGUAGAAAGGCACCAGACUGUUUUCACUAUGCAGUUACACAGCAAAAUGUCCAACCAGCGUGUGAUGAUCCUCAUCUUCUGUAUCUGGGUCACGGCCCUGCUUCUGGGGCUUAUCCCGUCCUAUGGCUGGCACUGCCUUUGUGCCCUGGAGAAGUGCUCCAGCAUGGCACCGCUCUACAGCAGGAGCUACCUGACCUUCUGGGCCAUCUCCAACCUGGUCAUCUUCCUGAUCAUGGUGGUUGUGUACACGCAUAUCUUCAUCUAUGUCAAAAGGAAGAUGACACGGAUGUCCAAGCACACUAGCUUCCAUCCCCGCUACAAGGAGACCAUGAUCAGCCUUGUCAAGACGGUAACUAUUAUCCUAAGUGCUUUUGUCAUCUGCUGGACCCCAGGACAAGUCGUGCUCCUCCUGGAUGGCUUGGGCUGCAAGAGCUGCAAUGUUCUAGCGGUGGAGAAAUAUGUCCUUUUGCUGGCAGAGAUCAACUCGUUGAUAAACGCUAUCGUCUACUCUUACAGGGACAACGAGAUGCGUAGCACCUUCCGGAGGAUCCUCUGCUUUGUCUGUUACAGGAAUUCCAAAUACACCCCCACGGUGGUGAAGCUAAACACCACAGACCGCAGAACGCUUUCGCAGAAUGGGCACUUUACUGUGGAUUCCUCUAUUUAG